This is a messenger RNA of Oikopleura dioica, 3015 nucleotides long. The record is from the annotation of a GenBank genome assembly. NCBI's taxonomy places the organism in Eukaryota, Metazoa, Chordata, Appendicularia, Copelata, Oikopleuridae.
AUGUAUAAAAUUGUCCUUUUUAUAGAGGAUAAUGACAUAGAAGAUUACAUCGUAGAGCUCAAGGCACAAUGGGAAGAGACCCAAAGAAGAACGUACACAAAAUGGGUGAAUCUUUACCUCUCAAAGCGCAAGCCGCCAAUUAAACUGAACGACAUCGUCGAUGAUUUCAAAAAUGGUCCCGAACAGAUGGCCAAGUUGCUGGAAAUCCUGUGUGGCUGCAGGAUUGACACAGAAAGUGGCAGGAACGAUCUCGUUCAAUCUAAGAAAAAGAACCGUGUAAGACUUCCCGGGCAACGAAGCACUAAUCGAAUUCAUCAAAUCAACACUGUUUCAAACGCUUUGGAUGCUCUGAAACAAGCUCGUCCAGAUGUUCAAAUGGUCGGAAUCAACCCUUCGGAUAUCGUCGAUGGAAAGACAUCAGUAGUUUUGGGACUUAUUUGGCGAAUGGUCUUGAAUUUCCAGAUUGAAGAGGUUCUCGAGCAACUCAAGAAAUACGAAGACAUCGAGGUCGAGACGAAAAACAAGAAGAAAAGUGCAGAUUCAGCUCGGAAGGCGAUGUUAAAAUGGAUCCGGAAGACGGGCGAAAAGGUCAAGACGCCAGACGCGAUCGAUGUUGAAAUCAACGAUUUUGGGCCGAGUUUCCGCGACGGUCGCGCUUUUCACUCGCUUUUGCAUGCAAUUGAUGAGGAUGCCGUUGAUCCAGCAGUGGCAAAUCGAGGCAGUAACAAGGAGCGACUAGAGGCGGCGUUCAAAAUCGCAGAGGAGCGUUUUGGAAUUCCAAAAAUUCUCGACGCGGAAGACAUCGAUGUGGAUAAGCCAGAUGAGAAAUCAGUGAUGAUGUACGUGGCCGAAAUCAUCAAGGUCGCAGAAGCUCGCCUAGGAAGCAGCGGCGCUGUUAGUCAAGACCUAACCGAUACUGCAAUCGAACUCGACCGGUUAAUGACCUGGACAGCUGGGGCCGAAGAAGCGCUGAAGAAAAAACACAAGUUGAAGAAAUACACGCCCAAGGAUUUCAACGACUACAAAGACUUCGAACGCGAUCUUGACGAGAAAGAAGAUUCUUUUCAAAAAAUAGCUCCAAAAUGCGACCCUGAGCAAGUUAAACUCAUCGCUGGAUGCUUCGAAAACCUCGAAAAGUCUAAAUCAAGAUGGUUAGACGGAUUUGACAAGCAUCUUCCCAAAGAGUUGAGAAAAGUCGGCGACUUCUUGAAAAAGGCAGAAAAAGGAGUGCGGAAAAUUGAAGAAUCAGAAAAUUCGCUCCGCGAAGAAUUCAGCGAAAAUGAGCCUAAAGAUCCGGAAAGCUCGAUCCACUCGCUCGACUCCAGAAUAAAAGAUCACAACGAAACGUUCGAAAAUAUGAGCGAAAUGAUCGAACUCGUCAAAGCCGCUGGACGAAAUGGCACUCUUGAUCAGCAACAACUCGAUUUUAUUCAAGGCCGACUGGACAAAAUUGAGUCAACAAGCGUUUAUCGCCUUGCUUGGUUGGAGUACUCCGAAGCGAGAUACAGACUUUUAGGAUACAUUGCCGCGGCUCAAGCUCAGUUAAAAUACUGGACAAGUCCAAUGAGUUCUGUUGAGGAAGUUGAGAACAAGCUCCGCGACUGGCAGCAGCUCAUGGACCUCGGCGAGUUUGGAGUGAAACUAGAACAGGCCUCUGCGAAUCUGAAAGAAAAGACCAACUGUUACGUGAAAACUGGUCUUAUCACGCCUAAAGAACGCGAAAACGUUAAAAGAAUGACGGAGGACAAAACGGCUCAAGCGCGGAUGAUCCUUGUCGAGAUGAACUCAACGAAAGCGCUUUUAGAAAACACCGUCGAGCGCUGGACUAAAUAUAUUGAUUUACUCGACAGUAGUACGAAAUGGCUUGACGAAGCUGAGCAGGUGCGCGAUGGAGGCGACGAGCAGCGCAAUGCAUUUUUCACGCACGAGGGCAUCGAAGAGGUGCAAAAGAGCAUCAAGGGGUUGAAUGCCUGCAGCGAGUUUCUUCGAGAGCACGUGGAACAGGAAAAAGAGGAAAUUAUCGCGGAAGAGACGAAUGGUGUGAAUCAGCGCUGGAACGAUCUACAGGAAAUCAUGCGCCAAAUUGUGAAAAAGAACGAACUUAGAGCAAACGAAGACAGAUUCCGUGAAAACGUCGAAAAGAUCCAAAAAUGGUUGUCGGAAACAGAAGAGCUUUUGCAACAGAGCAUCGUCACUCAACUCGAUGAAAUUGCAGAUUAUGAACAAGCACUGGCAAUUGUCAAGAACGAGCAAAUGGGUGAAAUGGAGAAGCUUUACCGAAAAACAUCAACGGCUGCUCAAGUUGUCUGCAGAAGUAACCCAAGCAAAGAACUGACGAAGCAAAAAUUGAAGAUCAUGUCGCAAAUCAAAGAUCGUUACAUUUCCGUGCGAGAAACAGUCGACAAAGCUUUGGAAUCCACAAGUAAUCUUCAGACGCCCCUGAAUUCGUUGGAAGAAAUCUACAACGAUGUCCAAUCCUGGCACGACGAAGCUGAAGAAGUUCUAGAGUCAUACGAAGACCCCAACUGUGGAUUAGAGGACGUCGACCGUCUGCUAGAAUUGCACGCCUCUCAGUUCGGACAGGAAGUGCUCAACGAAGUCGAAGCAAAUAUUUCUCGAAUGCGGAGCAAUGUCACAACCGUCAAUGAAGUCAAAAUGCCAUCAAUGGACUCUUCUGAUGUCGAAAAUCGUGUACUCCAGCUAAAUCGCGCGGUCGAAACCAUCAGAAGACAGGCGGCAACUUGGGGGCCGCGGAUCGAAUCGCUUUCCAAAAAGUGGGACGAUCUUCAAAAGUGGAUCAAGGACUCGGAAGAUGCUCUUAACGAUUCUGAAAAGUUCCUGACUCAGGAAGAGGCGCCAGGAAAAGAGGAGCUGGAAGAACUUGCCGAUACAGUUUCGCAGUUGCUGUCUAAAGCGCCGAUGAUCAAGUGUGAUUUUGAAGACCUCAAGCAAAAUCUGGCACGGCUGAGAUUAAUUUCAGAAUAUAAAUACAAUCCAAGGGGUGUAAACGAAUAG